Molecule: messenger RNA, 871 nt
Organism: Acyrthosiphon pisum (pea aphid)
Lineage: Eukaryota; Metazoa; Arthropoda; Insecta; Hemiptera; Aphididae
Exons: 3
Coding region: 201-620 (139 amino acids)
Source: RefSeq, a predicted model, not a curated record
UUUUCAUUAUUUUUUCCAGUUCAAACGUUCAGGAACCUCUGUGCGAGCAUUAUAACAUAAAUAUAAAUAUAAGCAACAACUGUUGGUUUUGAACGUCAUACUAUUUUUUUUCGUGACUUAAACUAUUGAUUAAUUUUUUUUUUUUUAAUCACAGGUAACUAAAAGUAACAAUAUCAAAGAUCAAACGCGUAUUUUGCAAAAUGUUGAUGUUUCUGACAACCGUCGUAUCUUGCCUGUGCAUGAUGGAUUUGGGAGCGGCGAUAUCAGUGCCAACAGGCAAGACGACGCCCAUUGAACCUGCUGCGCCAGAGCCAAAAAUAAUUCCCGUGCCUGGUUCCUAUCUGGCACCACCGGCUCCCGUACAAGAGUAUUCGGAAGAAAGACCCGAACCACCGCCAUUGGAUCCGUCUUAUGUGCCAAUCCCAUACAACUUCAUCGAGUACUUGGCGCCUCAAAGUCUUAUACUGGUACCAAUGAAAAUUAAGUUCCAAAAACCUUAUUCAAAGUAUGAAAAAUACCCUCUCACAGCGACUAAGUAUCAGAAGCUUAUCAAAAAUGAAAAUAUGAGACGGAAAUACUAUUCAAAUAUACCACAACAAAAUUAUAUUCCAUUGAACUGAUAAGUGUUAUAAAUUAUCUUGUCGUCAAAAAUAUUUGCCAUGUCAUAUACAUAUAUUGAUAUAUUAUAUGUAAUUAAAAUAAAAUGUUAUACAUUUUUUUACCUCUUAAAAAUAAUUGUUUCUAUCUCUACUAUAACCAAUAUUGUUUUGUAAUAUAAUUUAUAUGUAAUAUUUUAAUAUAAUAUAGUAUAAUAUUAUAACAACGUGUAAUAAAUGUCAUAUUUGUAUAUUAUAAACAUACUGUCAAUAUU